AUGGCUACAGACACCGACCAUCACCCUUCACGAACUUCCACAAUCAUGUCUGAAAAACAUCUAUCCUCUAGUUCUUACAUUACUCCUCCUUCACCGAAACGAAGGCCAGUUCGAGCACAGAGCACCAGAACAAGCAACGGCACAGUUAGUACAAACAUGAGUUACAGUAGCAGCAUGGGAAGAUUGUCUGAAACCACCAAUAUCACACAACCACCCUCAUAUUCCAAGAAAUUCGUGGUAGUCGGAGAUGGAGGAUGCGGCAAGACUUGUCUCUUGAUAAGCUAUGCGCAAGGAUAUUUUCCUGAGAAAUAUGUACCAACGGUUUUUGAAAACUACAUUACUCAGACUACACACAAGCAAUCAGGAAAGACCGUUGAGCUCGCACUGUGGGAUACAGCUGGACAGGAAGAAUAUGAUCGCCUCAGACCAUUGUCGUACCCAGAGACUGAUCUUCUAUUUGUCUGCUUUGCAAUCGACUGUCCUAAUUCCUUGGAAAAUUGGUAUCCUGAGGUCCUCCAUUUCUGUCCUACGACUCCUCUCAUUCUCGUGGGUUUGAAGUCCGACUUGCGCACCAAGCGAACAUGUAUCGAACUACUUCGUACCCAAGGCCUUACCCCAGUCACACCAGAGCAAGGUGCAUCAGUCGCGAAACAAAUGGGAGCUGCGUACAUCGAGUGCAGCGCAAAAGAAUCUAGAGGCAUUCAAGAGGUGUUUGAUUUGGCCAUACACACUGCCAUUCAAGUUGAAGAGGAGAGUUACGAGACAAAGCCAAAUCCCAAGGGAGUCAAAGUCAAAAAAGCGAAGAAGCGAGGUUGUGUCUUUCUAUGA
Molecule: messenger RNA, 828 nt
Organism: Rhinocladiella mackenziei CBS 650.93
Lineage: Eukaryota; Fungi; Ascomycota; Eurotiomycetes; Chaetothyriales; Herpotrichiellaceae
Product: GTP-binding protein rhoC
Exons: 3
Coding region: 1-828 (275 amino acids)
Biological process (GO): small GTPase-mediated signal transduction
Molecular function (GO): GTP binding; GTPase activity
Source: RefSeq, a predicted model, not a curated record